Messenger RNA from Dioscorea cayenensis subsp. rotundata (Guinea yam), 1451 nucleotides. RefSeq names its product probable E3 ubiquitin-protein ligase ZFP1. Gene Ontology annotation, molecular function: ubiquitin protein ligase activity. The coding region runs from base 68 to 1243 and encodes 391 amino acids. Gene Ontology annotation, cellular component: nucleus. Lineage: Eukaryota; Viridiplantae; Streptophyta; Magnoliopsida; Dioscoreales; Dioscoreaceae. The record is from RefSeq and is a predicted model, not a curated record. The transcript has 6 exons.
UCCUUCAUUUGCUUGUUUCUCUGUCUCUAGAGACGACAGAUCCGCUGAUGAAUUUCCAUCCUUUAGCAUGUCCAGACUAGUAGGAGUUGGCAUGGAUGAGUAUGGUAGACAUAAUAGUUUUGCGGAUUACGUUAGAGCUUCCUGCAAAAGAAAGAAUGCUGCCGUGGUUCCAGCCACCCCAGCUGUAUAUGGAGGGAUUAAUGCUCUGCAAGCCACAGAAGGAUCUCGCAGAAAUCUGUGGAGCAGAUCUAAUGGAACCACAAUCCAUCCUGAUUCUUCAGCAGUGCAUCAUAGUAAUUACUUACACCAAGGGAACUGUAUAGGUCAGUCUGCUCCACCUGACAACUCUUGGAUGGCGCCAUUUGGGAAUAAUGCAGGUGGUGGUGGAUGUUCCAAUUGGAGCAACCCUCAUGCUGUAACUCAUUUGCAAGGAAGAUAUUUCAGUUCAAGGGAUGUGGAGUUGGCGAACAUGGGUGUGCAGGGAUACCAGGAAAUUCCAUUUAAUGCUAAUUCUGCUUUCCUUUUCCAGUCAGCUCCUAUGCCUAAUCCUGCUCCUAUACCUAAUUUUCAUCACCAUCUAGCACCCUUGCAUAGCAUACAAGUUCAGAAUUAUGGGCAGCAUAUUAAUUUUCCAGCGCCCCCUUAUCAGCUUCCUCUUCACUCUUUUUGUCCAUCCACUAUCAAUCCUUCAUUCAAUCCUCUGGAUUCUGGUAACAGAUUUCUACCUUGCCCGCCACCCAACGCCAAACUCAUUUGUGGUCCCCUGCAGCAACCUCAAACUGCAGUUUCAGUAAGCCACAGAAAUUUGAGGAUUCUAUCAACGGAGGAUCCUGCUGUAUUGGAACUUCCAAGGUUUUAUGGUGUUGGGGAUGUCACUGACCAGCAUAGAGAUAUGAGACUUGAUAUCGACGACAUGACUUAUGAGGAACUUCUUGCCUUAGAAGAGCAGAUUGGAGAUGUCAGCACUGGCUUGACAGAGGAAUCUAUCCUUCAGAAUCUAAAGACGAGUUUCCACAUCACAUCAUCUAAAUCUUCAUUUUCUGAUUGCUCUUCUAGAUCUUUUCCAGAGAAUGAAACUUGUUCCAUUUGCCAGGUGGAGUAUGAAGAGAGUGAGAGACUGGGAACGUUGAAUUGUGGACACAAUUACCAUGCUGACUGCAUAAAGCAAUGGUUAUUGGUGAAAAACCUUUGUCCAAUCUGCAAAACUUCGGCUUUCGCAUCAAAUGAUAAAAGAGAUGCAUGACUAUCCAAAAACUAUUGUUUUUUUUUGUCUGUUUGUUGGAGAAAAAACACAUCCAAUCAAUUGUUGUAAAUAGAGACGACGCAAAAACAGUGUCCCUUGCAAACGUUGACCCUCACAAUUAAGAGGGUGAAAUUUGCUCUCUGUAUAGCAACAUUUGUUCCAGUAUCAGAAAAACUGUUUUAUGAAUAUGCAAGCAGGAAGUUGGUGA